AAUCGGAUGGUGGUGAGGAUGACGGUGAGGAGACAAUUUUGGAGGAGGGGCUAAAGAUUGACUCUGUUGAAAGUGAAGCCGUUGAAUCCAAUGGUGAUGAUGUAGAUAACGGUAGAAAGGAGAAAUUAAACGCCGAUGGAACCGAACUAACAGAGACAACUGGAACAACGAGCGGAGAAACGAAUGAGAGUGUUGGCGACGAAGUUGUUUUGGAAACGCCAACAGAGAAAUUACAAACCCGAAGUGAGUCGAGUAUUGGAAUGAGUGCUGGAGCUGUGCGGAAAACUCUCGUAAGUAAUGGAUGUUUUUUAUGCGUUUUUGCAGCUAUGCAGUGCAGAAAAUGCAUAUUGACGAGGGGUUGUCUGUGUGUGUCUGUUUGUUCGUCUGUACCGAUUUUUCAUCUCGAGACCUACUAA
Molecule: messenger RNA, 416 nt
Organism: Gongylonema pulchrum
Lineage: Eukaryota; Metazoa; Nematoda; Chromadorea; Rhabditida; Gongylonematidae
Source: the annotation of a GenBank genome assembly